This is a messenger RNA of Babesia microti strain RI, 1035 nucleotides long. Its product is annotated as casein kinase 1. The coding region runs from base 1 to 1035 and encodes 344 amino acids. Lineage: Eukaryota; Apicomplexa; Aconoidasida; Piroplasmida; Babesiidae. Gene Ontology annotation, cellular component: nucleus; cytoplasm. The transcript is spliced from 3 exons. Gene Ontology annotation, biological process: peptidyl-serine phosphorylation; endocytosis; signal transduction. The record is from RefSeq and is a predicted model, not a curated record. Gene Ontology annotation, molecular function: protein serine/threonine kinase activity; ATP binding.
AUGAUUGGAAGAUCAUUGGAAAUUAGGGUUGGCGGGAACUACCGAUUGGGACGAAAAAUCGGUAGUGGCUCAUUUGGUGACAUUUUUAUUGGCACACAUAUAACCACAGGAGAGGAUGUGGCCAUAAAGCUAGAGUCUCACCGGUCUCGCCAUCCCCAAUUAUUAUACGAGUCCAAGCUAUAUAAGCUCUUAGCAGGUGGUGUGGGAAUACCAACCAUCCACUGGUAUGGAAUUGAGGGGGAGUACAAUAUCUUAAUAAUGGACUUACUUGGGCCUUCAUUGGAAGACUUAUUUACAAUUUGCAACAGAAAGUUGAGUUUGAAGAGUGUGUUGAUGCUAGCGGACCAGAUGCUAAAUCGCAUCGAAUAUUGUCAUUCCAAAAAUUUCAUCCAUCGAGAUAUUAAACCAGACAACUUUCUCAUUGGGAGGGGAAAGAAAAUGUCAAUUGUGUAUAUAAUAGAUUUUGGUCUUGCCAAGAAGUAUAGGGACUCUAAAACAGCUCAGCAUAUUUGUUAUCGUGAAGGUAAAAAUCUCACAGGCACAGCGCGCUAUGCCAGCAUAAAUACACACUUGGGCAUUGAACAAUCCAGAAGAGAUGACAUGGAAGCUUUAGGCUAUGUUUUACUUUACUUCAUGAGGGGGAGUUUGCCAUGGCAGGGUCUCAAGGCUAACAGUAAGAAGGAUAAGUAUGACAAGAUUAGCGAGAAAAAAAUCGCAAUCCCCGUCGAUCUUCUUUGCAAACAGCUGCCCUUUGAGUUUGUCACUUUUAUCAACUAUGCUAGAUCACUACGCUUUGAAGAUAGACCUGAUUAUAGUUAUUUGAGGAGGAUACUUAAAGAUUUAUUCUUCAGGCAAGGGUACCAGUAUGAUUUCAUAUUUGAUUGGACAUUUUUGCAUACAGCUCAAUUGAUGCGUUCUAUGAUGACUGAAGAUAUUGAGAGGUUUGAGAGGAUUGAUAGAAUGGCCAAGGAUCGAGAGAGGGACAAGGAAGAACAAGCUCGACCUGGCCAGGUCUUAAAUAAUAAGCCUAGGUAA